This is a messenger RNA of Chara braunii, 10575 nucleotides long. The record is from the annotation of a GenBank genome assembly. Lineage: Eukaryota; Viridiplantae; Streptophyta; Charophyceae; Charales; Characeae.
GCCGGUCGCCCUUCAUACCGCCGACCGGUAGUGACGAAGUUGUCGACAAAGGGAGCAAAUUGGUAGAGGGAGUCGGGAUCGAUUGGCGCAGAGUCUUUUGAUCAAGAAGGCGGAAUCUCGUGACAAAUGGAGCCGGAGAGUCAUGGCACACCAUCUAGGUCUUCGAGGAGGAGGCUGUCGAAAGCUUCCGCGAGUGAGAAUGCAAAACUGAAUGCAUUGGCGGAACUUAAAGCGCUCCGAGCCGGGGGAGGAAGGGCAGGGGGUGCAGGCGAGGGUGAGGGUGGCGAGGGAGGAGGGUCGGCAGCGGCUCGCCGCCGCCUGGAUACUUUCAAUGUUGAGCUGGAGGAGAAGGUGUAUGACGUCGUCGAUGAUCAGGAGUAUGCGGAACUGGUGUCCAAGAGAAGGCAGGACGUCGGCGAUUUCAUAGUGGGCGAUGAUAAGUUGGGGUAUGUGGAUAUAGGGGAGGAGGACGAAUGGGAGAAUGGGGAGGGUAGACGGGGGGAGUACAGCUCAGAGGAGGAGUUGAGAGAGGGCUCAAGAAAGAGGAUGAGAGGAAGGGAUCGAGGAGGGCGCGGAGAAAGAAAGCCUGGGAAGUCGAGAAAGAGAGCGGGAGGGGAGAAGGAGAGGGGUGGUUCGGAAGCUGUUGAUGCUGCCAAAACGACGGCUGCAGCGGCUGCCAGGGGCAGAAUGAGUUCUAUGUUCGCUGCUGCCGCUGCAGCGGGAGCGACAGGGCGCGCGGGGAGGUCGGUUGGGGGGGGGGGGGGGGGGGGGGGGGGGGGGGGGGGCGUAGUGGGAGGAAGUCAAUCCACUGAGAGCAUUCUUGAUGAUGUGCUCGCUGAAAUCGGAGCAGACGACACGGACAGAGAGAGACUGCGACGUGGAAGAGGUGGAGGAUCUCUGGGAGCAGUGGGAGUGGUGAAUCCCUCGGUAUUUUCUUCAGGGGGGAGAUUAUCGGUAGGAGGAGGAUUGCCGGAGGUUGUGGGGAGAAGGGAAGGGUUAUACUGGCAGACGGAUCUCAACCCGUCUGUGAUGGAUGAUCCAGAUCGGGAGAGAGAUAUAGGGGGUAUGGGAGUGGGGGGGCCCGGUAAAACGGGAGGCGAUCUGCUGCAUGGAGAGAUAGGCAAGGCGAAGUCAGCAAAAAAGGAAGAUGAAGUAGAGGAGAAGAGAGAGGAGGGGAAGGAGGAGGAGGGAGAUCGACGUGGGAAAGGAGGGAAAGUCAGAAAAGAAGACGUGAAGGAGGAGGGUUGCGGUCCAGAGGCGGUUGAGAGAGAAGAGAAGAGGAAUGCGACCACGACGUCGGCUGCGGCGGGUGUUGAUGCGCCCGAUCCAACCGUGAAAGGAACAGGAGAGACCGACGGGAGAAUGAGAGAGAGAGAACAUUCUCAAGAGAAUGGGAGAGAAAGAUUGAAUCACAGCAAGGAGUCGGAGCUUGACGAUGACGCAUUUGUUAGGGUUAAUGUGGAAUGCCCGGGAAUGCAGAAGGCGGGCGGAUUGACAGAGACAGUAGAGCCAAAAAAGCUGGGCGCUACUGAGAAAGCUCCAAUUCUGGCUGUUCGCGAGAAUGCGGUGAAGGGUUGGCAAGCUGUCUGUGAUUCUAGGGUAGAGGCAGCGCCCAAAGGAGGAGAGGGGAGUGCGGCGACGGUGAAAAGUGAAUCCGGAGCGAGAGAAGCUGCAGUAAAAGUGGGGGAUCGAAGUGUUGGGAGAGGAGAGGACCAAGGUCUUUGUUUAGACGCCGACGGGACAUUGCCAUUCUUCCUCACGGAUGCAUUCGAAGAGCCCUUCGCGGGUAAUCCGGGUACAGUCUAUCUGUUCGGCAAGGUCCCUUCAAAUGGCCAGUUUGUGAGCUGUUGUGUGGUCGUCAACAAUAUUCCCAGGAGCAUCUAUGCGGUUCCUGCUCCUGACGUGUUCAAUGACAGUCAACUCACGGCACUGGAGGAGAGCUGCAAGACGGACCCUCAAAAAAAGAUAGAACUCGUUAAGCGUCUGCAUGAGCUUGCAUCAGGGUUGAAGGAUGAGCUUCGGGACGAGCUCCUUAUCAAGAGAGAUGUUUCCAGUCUGAGCAUGACUCCUGUGCUAAGAACAUAUGCGUUUGAGCGAAGAGACAUUCCAUCUGGGGAGAACUAUCACUUGAAGAUCUCUUACCCAUUCAAGCUUGACGCUGUUGAAAAUCAGUUGUUGUAUGACCAUAAUGGUCCACCGCCUGAAGAUGCCGAGGCUCGCCGAAAGGAAGCCCAGGAUCUGCUGCAGCGGCAUGAAGCCAACAGCAUCGACAGACUCAAGUACUGGCAUUUUCAACCGAACGGCGACGACGCAACACCGGAAGAAAAGCACAAGGAGUUCCUCUCCAAACUCGUGACGCGGUUGUUGUAUGCUUGCAACUACCAAAGGUCAGAGUUGGAGAGACAGCACCGGGACCUGACGCAACAGCAUCAGGAAUUGGGGACGCUCCGCCGCACAGUGCAGAGCCACGUGGAUGCAACUCGGGCACUCAAUGCCCGAUUGUUGGACCUGGAACAGGCUGUACCAGGACCAGCUGCUGGAGCUUCCAGCUGCUGGAGCUUCCAGCUGUUGGAGCUUCGAGCUGCUGGAGCUUCCAGCAGUGCACCCUCAAGCCGCCAACUGGAGGACCGCGUUGACCACGUAGUGGCAAUGCUGGACGACAUCAGCACCUUCGCUGCGUCGACCACCACCAUCAGCAGUCAGCUGCAUACAUUGAAGACCGAGGUCCAGAAGCUGCAGUCGACGAACGCGGACGUCAAUCCGAAGAAGUACAAGAUGCCAACUUUCAACCUGGAGAGGUUCGACGACUACACGCAGCAGGAUCCCGUCCUCUGGUGGGAAGCAUUCACAACGCAACUCAGGAUUCUGCCAGUAGCCAAGCAYGCGUACAUCGGCGCCCUGUUCCUGAACUCAAAGGGCGGAUGCCAGACCUGGUUGAGCCACCUGGCAACCUCCCACGGCGUCGACGUUCCAGACUUGAAGGACGUAAUCACAUGGGAGGAACUAACACGGCUGUGGAAGAAGCGGUUCAUCGUCGACGACGCGCCGACACUCGCCAUCAACCGUUUGUUCACCAUGUCACAGGGCAACACAGCAACACGGGACUGGCUCACGGAGUGGCAGAAGAUUGCGGCUGUGCCCAAUCUGAACCUACCAUUCGAGCAUCUACGCCGUGAGYUCUACAACAGGUCCUGUGCGGCAUUGAGCYAGGMUCUUGGUGAUCGCGAGCAGUACUCAACCUUCGCGGAGAUCAUUGACAAAGCGAGRGAGAUCAUCAAGACCAACAGGUCAGCUGCACACGAGAAAUCAACAUGGCAGCCGACCUAUGUGGAGAAGGCACGAACUGGUUCGCGACAACAGCACUUCGCUGCAGUCCAACAGGACAGUGGAGAUAACCUAGCAGCCACUCCAGUAUCAAGUGACGGAGAUCAGGUGGCCGCUGUCCAGCCGCGAAGCACCAACAAGUCCCGUAACAAAAGGAAGGCGAAACCCGCAUCGCAGGCCGGAAAUGGACAGCCAGGACAGUUUCCAUGGGUCAAGUUUGGUUUGACCGAGGCGGAGUACAAGAUCCGCGACGGCUACGGCAACUGCUAUUGGUGCAACAACACCAAGCACAAGACCUCCCUGUGCCAAGAUCAGGGCAAGGAGGAUUAUGCUGUCCACUUGGUUCCACCGCUGGACCAACCACGCCAAGUGCAACAGUCCACCGCAUGCACGGUUUCAUCACCAUCGGCAACCGAUUUGGCAGCUUCGCCGCAACCUAUCGCCGACGAUUUGACGUCAUGGUCAAGACUUGAAGAGCUCGACCCAUCGACGUUCACGGACUUCCAGUGGAUGCCCGUUCCCUCGACCGGACGAUUGCCGAAACCGCAUUGCAACGCGCUUAUGACACAAUUGCGGGACUACUUGCACACUGCAGUACCAGCUCCGUUGAUGGAUGCCGGAGCAGAGGUUGUCGACCUUCACGCUUUCAUCGCGAAGAUCGACCGCGAGUUCAAGACGCAACGGUACGAUGACAUCGACGCACCAUUGCUAUACAUACGCAUUCAGAUCGGAGAGGCGACCUGCAGUGCCUUGAUCGAUUGCGGAACAUCUCGCAACUACAUCAGCCAGGACUUCAUGGUACGCGUCGGCCUUGGCCCACGUGUCCGGAGGAAGUCCCAGCCUACGCAAGUCACCCUGGCAGACGGUCAUGCGCACAAGUCCAUCGACCGGUGCAUUGACGCCGUCCCAGUGUACUUUGCCCCUCACGCAAGUGAGGCGGUGUCCUUUGAUAUUCUGGAUACCAAAUUCGACAUGAUCUUGGGCAUGUCAUGGCUGCGAAGCAAGGAUCACCCGGUGAACUUCUUCAAUCGCACCGUUCACGUUCGUGACCGGAACGGAGUAUUAGUUCCAUGCACGGUGCCUCUUCCUCAUCCUUCGAUCAACUGCCACGUGGUAUCUGCCGCAAGCAUGCGAGCUUCCAUCAUUAGAGAGGACAUCGAGGAGAUGGGGGUGUGUUUUCUCCACGCCCUCCCGCCACAUGACGCUUCAUCGACGGACUCACCUUCGGAUCCACGCAUCACCGAACUUCUCGACGCCUACAGCGRCGUGUUCGAAGACCCGCUUGGAGUAGUACCGGAUCGACCCAUCCGCCACGAGAUCAUCCUCGAGGACGGGGCCGUACCUCCGCGCGGUUGCAUCUACCGAAUGAGCGAGGAAGAGUUAAGUGUGCUUCGGGCACAACUCAACGACCUUCUAGAGACAGGCUGGAUUCGGCCUAGCUCAUCGCCAUACGGUGCUCCUAUUCUCUUCGUCCGGAAGAAGAACAAGGACCUGCGGUUGUGCAUCGAUUAUCGCAAGCUCAACGCGCAGACGAUCAGGAACGUCGGCCCUCUCCCACGCAUUGACGACCUUCUCGAACGAUUGGGCGGUGCCCAGUUCUUCUCUAAGUUGGAUCUCAAGUCAGGGUACCACCAACUUGAGAUUCGCAAGGAGGAUCCCUACAAGACCGCGUUCAAGACUCGGUAUGGGCAUUUCGAAUGGCUGGUCAUGCCAUUUGGCCUUACGAAUGCCCCAGCCACUUUCCAAGCGGCUAUGACGACGGAGUUCCGACACAUGCUGGAUCGUUUCGUACUUAUAUACCUCGACGACAUUCUGGUUUACAGCCGGAGUCUGGACGAGCAUGUGGAACACCUGCGCACCGUUUUGGAGCGGCUACGACAGGCCAAGUACAAAGCAAACCGCGACAAGUGCGAGUUCGCACAGCAGGAGCUGGAGUACUUGGGACACUAUGUGACGCCGCAAGGCAUCCGUCCGCUUGCGGACAAGAUCGAGGCCCUACGAGUAUGGCCGGAGCCCACCAACACCACGGACGUUCGUUCAUUCAUGGGGUUGGCGCGCUACUAUCAGCGAUUCAUCACCGGAUACUCCAGGAUUGCUGCACCUAUGACGAGGUUACAGUCGCCAAAGGACCCACCAGUUCCUUCUGAUAUGCGAGGCAGGUACUUCACGGCACUUUUUGGCACACAUACAAGUGCACUGGAGCUUCUGUUCCUGAAGAGGAGGAUAAUGGGCCCUUCCUGGCUGUCGAUAAGAAACCCGCAGCUUGUUGCCAUGGCAUUGAAGGUAAGCUGGUGCAAGCUGGAAGUUUGUGUAAACACUCCCAAGGAUGUGAUGCAGCCAAGCGAGGAUAAGCCAGCAAGGGAAGCUCCUCCCCUUGUUGUGGCCUCCAUUAACUUGAAGACGCUCAUCAAUCACAAACAGAAUAUCAAUGAAAUUGCUGCAGCAUCCAUGGUCUAUUGCCGGAACACAAAGAUUGAAGGGCCAACGCCAAAAUCAGAGUGGAACACACCAGAAAUGCUGGGACACUUCAGUGCGGUGAGGAAGCUUGAUGGGAUGACAUUUCCUCCAGGUUUCUCCUCAGAGAUUGCACGCAUCAAUUCAGAGCGCAGUGCCUCAGUGCUCACUCAAUGUGUGAGUGAACAUGCUUUGCUUACCUGUUUCCUGGGUAAAUUGCACAAUCUGGAUCCAGAUGUGCUGGUAGGGCACAAUAUAUCGGGAUUCGAUCUUGACAUACUUCUACAUCGCAUGCAGGCAUGCAAAGUGCCAUAUUGGUCGCGCAUUGGCCGGUUGCGACGUUCACAGAUGCCACGCCUGGGAGGUGGUGGUAAGAUGUACGGGAGUGGGGCAGGACCAGGUUUGAUGUCUGCCAUCGCGGGACGACUUUUGUGUGAUACAUAUAUAUCUGCGAAGGAGUUGCUGAGGGAGGUCACAUAUACGCUGAGCCAAUUAGCAGAGAGUCAGCUUCAUGAAGAGAGAGAAGAAAUAUCGCCAACGGAAAUUCCCAAAAUGUAUAAUACAAGCAGUGGUCUGCUAAAGCUGGUCAAACUUGCUGAAACUGAUGCAUGGCUAUCUCUUGGGCUAAUGUUUCACCUCAGCAUCCUCCCUCUCACACGUCAACUCACAUGCUUGAGUGGGAACUUGUGGAGCAAGACCCUUCAGGGUGCAAGAGCACAGAGGAUCGAGUUUCUUUUGCUGCAUGAGUUUCACAACCGGAAAUUCAUUCUUCCUGACAAGCAAACAGCCUGGGAAAAAGAGAAGGAUCGAGAGAAAGCAAAUGCAGCGGCAGGAGGGGAUACAGCUGGUCGAAAGAAAGGCAAGGGGGCAGCGGGCUCGACAGGUACCAACUUGGCCGAACUUCAGGCUGAGGGAGCAUUUGGUGAAGAACCAGAAGAGGAGCCUGAGUUCGCAGGCAGUGGUGGAGGCAAACAGAAGAAAGGUGCAUCCUAUCUGGGCGGGCUGGUAUUAGAGCCAAAGAAGGGCUUUUAUGACAAGUACGUGCUCCUCUUGGACUUCAACAGUCUGUAUCCGUCGAUCAUACAGGAGUAUAAUAUUUGUUUUACAACUGUUGUGCGUCCUGAAGAUGGUUCUAUUCCGCUUCUCCCUGACACAGAGAGACCUGGUGUCUUGCCUCAGGUGAUUGGCAAACUGGUACAACGAAGGAGGCAAGUCAAGGAGAUGAUGAAGACAGAGCGGAACUUAGUCAGAAAGCAGCAGCUGGACAUUCGUCAGCAGGCUCUAAAGCUAACAGCAAACAGCAUGUAUGGGUGCCUAGGAUUCUCAAACUCGCGGUUCUAUGCAAAGCCAAUCGCAGAGCUGAUUACAUCACAGGGCCGAGAGAUUCUUCAAAGCACAGUGGACCUGGUUGAACGGAAUCUCAAGAUGGAGGUCAUUUACGGUGACACUGAUUCAAUUAUGAUUUACACUGGCAUUGAUGAUCUCAAUGAAGUGCGUGCAAUGGGAGGACGGGUGAAGAAGGAGAUCAACAAACUCUACAAGCUGCUGGAGAUCGAGAUGGAUGGUAUAUUCAAACGCAUGCUUCUUCUCAAAAAGAAAAAAUAUGCUGCAGUCAAAAUUGAUAUGAAUGGACCUCCUGGUUAUGGAGAGGUGCGUGGUCUCCCGGGGUUGCAGGUGAAUUGCGGCCGAACGUUGGCCAGGAGCAUCGCGCCUCAUAUCGCGACCACAUCCAGAGGGUUCAACAUUUUUACCAUGGAUAAUGGCGGAGCUUUGGUGCGUUCGUUCCCGGUUGGGAGGAUCUUGAAUCCAGCGUAUAUAUCUGAUGGGAUUCCUCCUCCUGGGCCGGGCAGCAGUGCCACGUCGCCUUCCAGCCUGUUCGAUGACGACUCCUCUUUCCCUGCCUCUCAGCGCGACUUACUGCAGGCGUUGAGAGGCAUGCGAGUUGAGAACAAAGCUCUGAAGAAAGAGAUCCGUCGGCAACAGUCCAUCCAUGAGGCUGCUAUGAAUGCGCUGAGGGCGUUGUUGAUUGUCCGGGAGAACAUUCGGGUUGACCGUGUAAACACUACCGAUGGGCAUGUCCGUGUUCCACUCGACGGGAAUGUCGAUGUGCAGCGCUUAGAUGAGGAGUUCGUUGGGAUUCAGCAUGCAGCGGCUGCCAUUGCUGAGCACGAAAAGGAUAUUCUUCGCUCCGAGAUAUCCUGGUUAGGGAGGAGGAUAAAUGUUCACAGUCAGGUUGAUGCUGCSCAGUGGAGAUGCAGGGCCUUAGUUGCAGAGUAUGAAGUCAAGAGCUUCGUAGCGAAUACUGAUGUCACUGGUGACCUCGUUGCCAUUGCGGCAUCUCUGUUUUAUGUUGUCUCCCCGCAUCUGCUUCAUGAAAUGUCCCGCGAGAGAGAAACGGUUGCUGCCUUGCAUGACCAAAUUCGAUCGUUGUCUAUGCGCAAUGCUGAACUUGAAAUCGGAAUGGCAGAGCUCACUGUUGCGUUGGCUUCGCGCAUUGACAGACUUCGUGUACGAGUGUCGAAGCCAUUGCCCUACUGUCCCCCUGACAUCGCCAUCGAUCAUGUCAGGGUUCACGGACGGCUCAUGAGCAUGUGUAUGAAGGAUAGGCCGAGGGUGGUACGGAGUGCCAGCGAAGUCGAGGUGUUGCUUAGUGCCGAGGCUAAUCGCAUGGAUAUGCUAGGCUUGGAUCCUGAGUCUCCGGCUUCAGUUCCUCCACCUUCUGAGAGCCGUUUUGAGCCUCCCUCGAGCGAUGAGCUCGAGGACGAGAUCAUGGAUCGACUUCAUUUCCGCACUGCACGUUGGAGAGGGUCGSUCCCAACAAUGGAAGGACCUGUUCCUCAGCCUGUUCAUGGUAGCGCUUUCCGUGCGUGGCCGUAUCGGGAUGUGAACUAUGAUGUUCACUUCUACCCGCUACAGAGCAAAAGCCCGUCUGAUUUCCAAAUGCGGCAGGUUUCCGGCCACGAGUAUAGGGAUGCAGAUGGGCUUAGGUGGUCCUUUGAUGAGCUGCUGCAUCUCCUGUACGUCAAGCAGCAGGAGAUUGAUUCCCUGCAGCGGGCGCUUGCUGAUCAGCAGCGAGUCCACGAUGAACAAUUGGUUUUUUUGCUGCAGAAGGCGUUUGACCGUUGUGAUUUGGAGUCGACAAUUCGCCAGUGGCAGUGGGUCGGUGAGACCUUACUUUAUCGCUUGGUGCAGGCUGAGGUGCAAGCAGCACUGAAAUUCGCUGUCACUGAGCCUCAAGCUUUGUGUACAAUUGAGGUGCUCUACGGUCUGCUGACGCCCGCCAGAAGAGAGUUUGAGGAAUUCCUUGCUGCCACUUUCGUGCAGCAAACUCCUGCUGGUACAUAUGACAUAACUGUCCAGCAGGCUUCUGAUAUUCACAGGUUGAGGUUCACGCUUGGUAGGUGGCUGCUUGCUGCUGCGGACGAGGAUGCGAGACGCCCUCUGAACAUCAUCCUGUCUGAAAUGUUGCUCUUGCAGAAGAGGCAUAAACAAUUGCAGAUCGAGUAUGCAAGUUUGCAGCUUCGUCUUGCCUCGCAUACAACGGGCUGCUGUCCGUUUUGUGGCCACACGCUCCCUGAACCUCCCGCACCUUCGUCUUCGUCCACAGUUCAGCUGAGUGUCCCGCCUGAAAUUCGAGAAGGCCACUGGGCCACAGGGGGAGGACAAUAUGCUCAUGAGUUGCGCAAUGUGUCCAUUGCUGAAGGGGAUUUGUACUACCUGCGCAUUCUCCUGCGCCACGAACAUUCUCUUGAAGCAGCUUCCUUCGAAGAGUCGAAGACAGUUGACAACGUUACUUGCCAGACGUUUCGUGAGGUCUGCCAGCAUUUACAGCUUCUGCACGACGACAAAGAGUACGACGCAGACAUGAGAACUGCUGCAGACAACUACAUGCCUUCCCAAAUCCGUCAGGUCUUUGCCAUGCUUCGUGCAUAUGGUCCCCUUGCCGAUCCUAUGUCUCUCUUUUUAAAGUACUGGGAACCUAUGUCAGAGGACUACGUGAGAAGGCUGCCUAAUUUGACACUGUCUCCUGCUGUCUUACAAACACUUGCACUUCUUGACAUAGAUGCUGAGCUCCUCGAUAUGAAAACAGACAUGUCCACUGUCGGUUUGUCCUUCCCGGAUAUGGACGCUUUGCAGUGUGCUAAACAGCUGCGGAGCCGCCUGCUCUUCCAAGGGCUGCCAGAACUGAUCCAAGAAGAGUUGGCCUAUGACAGGGACCAACUCAACCUUGUCUGGGAAACCAAUGUGCCAAUGUUGCGGUCCUCCCAGCGGGUGCUCGAGGGAGAUCCAAAAGUUGAACGCGUGCGUGACCAGAUCGAGGAAGCCAAGGUGGAACGUCAACGAUAUCAAGACAAGGUCAAUGAAAUGCAGGCAAUAAUUGACUCUGGGGACAUUGAUGACGAUGGUGAUUACCGAAGUGAAGGAGAAUUCCUCUGGGAGGGCGACACCGACACAUCUUCUUCAACUCCAUCAGAGGAGAUCUUCACAGAUUACGCUGUUAGUGAUAUUGAGGCGGAGCUGGACUUGGACCCCGGCUAUUCGGAUAAGGACGAAAGCGACACCAGCGACACCAGCGACACCAGCGACACCAGCGACUCCAACCACUCCGGCGAUGACAACGCUUAGACGUCCAGGAACUGGUCAUGGCCCGGGGAGUGUGUUCCUCGCCUGGUUAUGAAUGCAGAUGUUCAACUGAUAUUUUCGUCGUCUUUGAUUCCAACAAUUGUGUCAAUUCCCUGCUAUGCUUCUCUGGCGGAUUCACCGGUCUCCUUCCUCAAACAAACCUGGGCUCCGGCU